Nezara viridula (southern green stink bug) is the source of this 1488-nucleotide messenger RNA. NCBI's taxonomy places the organism in Eukaryota, Metazoa, Arthropoda, Insecta, Hemiptera, Pentatomidae. The record is from the annotation of a GenBank genome assembly.
CUAGUACUGCUUUGUCAGCAUCGAUGUAGUUAAGGUUAUUGCUUGACUAGUAGUUCUACUCAAAGUAAUUUGAUUCUGAUAAUUGUAAGUCUGUUAAAUCCUAAAAAUGGUUCUUGAAAGUACCAUGAUUUGUGUGGAUAACAGUGAUUUUAUGAGAAAUGGCGAUUUCUUACCAACUAGGCUUCAAGCCCAGCAAGACGCUGUCAAUUUAGUAUGCCAUUCUAAAACCAGGUCCAAUCCAGAGAACAAUGUUGGUCUCCUUACUUUAGCUAAUGUUGAAGUUCUAGUAACAUUGACUACGGAUGUUGGGAGAAUUCUUUCUAAGUUGCACCAGGUUUCUCCUAAUGGAAAUAUCAAUCUCCUUACCGGAAUACGUAUUGCUCAUCUUGCUUUAAAGCAUAGACAAGGAAAAAAUCAUAAAAUGCGGAUUGUUGCCUUUGUGGGGAGCCCUAUUGGUCUUGAUGACAAGGAGUUAGUAAAACUAGCUAAAAGGUUAAAAAAGGAAAAAGUUAAUGUUGAUGUUGUAAGCUUUGGAGAGGAGGUUGCAAAUAAUGAGCUCCUUACUUCAUUUAUAAAUACACUAAAUGGUAAGGAAGGAGGAAGUAGUCAUCUCGUAACAGUACCACCUGGACCUCAUUUAUCAGAUGCUCUUAUAUCCUCUCCUGUUAUUCAGGGAGAAGAUGGAAUGGGUGGUGCAGGUCUUGGAGGAGCUGGUUUUGAAUUUGGUGUAGAUCCUAAUGAGGAUCCUGAGUUAGCUUUAGCUCUUAGAGUCUCAAUGGAAGAACAACGACAGCGGCAGGAUGCCAUGAAUGCUGCUGCUAAUGUAGAAUCACAGCCAGUAAAGGCUGAACCCUCAGAAGAAAGUGGUGAACGAGCAAUGCUGGAACGUGCUCUUGCCAUGUCUCUUGAUGCGCCACAGCAUGAUUUCUCCAACAUGACUGAAGAUGAGCAAAUAGCUUUUGCAAUGCAGAUGUCCAUGCAGGAUUCACAGGAGCCGUCUGCUUCCACUGAUCAGGAAAAAAAAGAUGAAGAAAAGAAGGAAACUGCCAUGGAAGUUGAAGAUUACACUGAAAUGAUGACAGAUCCAGCAUUUCUACAGAGUGUUCUUGAAAAUUUGCCAGGUGUUGACCCACAGAGUGAGGCUGUUAAGCAGGCUCUUACAAAAGAUACUAAUUCUUCAGAUAAAGACAAAGAAAAGGAUAAAUAGAAAAAGUGAAUUUAAGAAAAACGUUUGUGUGCUUAAGCACAAAUACAAAAUUUGCGAACUUAUCUCAGAAUAUUGAAAUAAAAGCUAUGUACUCCUUUGAAAUUUAUAUUUGAAUUAUUUAGUAGAGAUAAAAAAUAUUUACUCUGCUUCACUAUUUAGUUAAUUAGAAUUAUCUAUUCUAACAUUUUUCACUCAAUUUGUAAUUAAUCUAAAAUUGUUUAAAUUAAUUAUUUUCUUCAGUUUUUAAAUCUUAAAAUGAUUCUUUUUUUUUUUUUUUUUUU